CCAUCGUGUGGUUAAAUUGUGUCAGAACUCAAAAGGCCGUGGGCGAGAGAAGACGUGUUUCUUUCUGUAAUGUAAAAGAUUUUAAACGUUGAUUUUCUCUGCUUAAAACUUAGAAGAAAAAGAAGAAGGACACUCAAAUACGAAAAUGAAGAGAAUUGAGGAAGAUGAUGGUUUUGUGUUAAGGUACAGCAAGAAAGCUGUAAAAAAAGCGUUUGUUGAUGUUGUCGUAUCUGCAAAGAAGAGAGGGGAACUUGUGUGUGGUGUUUACGAAGCAGCACAAGUUUUGCGACGAGGAGGUGCUCAGAAUGUGCAAUUUUGUGUACUGGUCAAGUCAGAAGAUCCUGCUAAUCAAGUGUUUUGUCGUCUUAUUGAAGCAUAUUGUUGUGAGAAUAGAAUUAAAGUAAUCAAAGUUGACUGUGGUUUGACAUUAACAUUAAUGGUUGAAGAAUCCUUUGAUGAAAUACAUCAUUGUGUCUUAGUUCAGAAACCAACAGAGCUGCUGGAAGAACAGUCCUGUUUAGCACAACAAACUCUAGCCAGCUACAUGAAACAGAGGGAAACUCAAUCAGUAUUGAAAAUAAGCUGAAUGAUCGCAUAAUUUCAACACAACAGAAGACUGCGGCAGUUUGCUAUGAUUGGAGACUUUUCAAGAUACAUUGAUUUAUUUAAACUCACAAAAAAAUUAAUUUAUACAAAAAUGAAUAGGUGUAUUUGAAAGAGAAAAAAAAUAAAAAUAAUGUUAGUUUAAUAACUGAAAAGACUUUGCACCAAGCGAAGAUAAAAAUGUACCAUGUACAAAGAAAUUUAUAGACAGAGAUAUAGAAUGAUCUUUAAGACUUAAAACUAAUUAUUGCUCAUUCAUACAAGGAAACUUUCUGUACACAAAGUUUAACUGAAUGAACUAUCAUUAGUAUAAUGUAGUUCCUAUGGAAUAAUAUUUUGUAAUGCUCUAUACCUUAGCACUGUAUUUAUUUGAUAUUUUCUACAACAAU
Molecule: messenger RNA, 992 nt
Organism: Dendronephthya gigantea
Lineage: Eukaryota; Metazoa; Cnidaria; Anthozoa; Malacalcyonacea; Nephtheidae
Product: growth arrest and DNA damage-inducible protein GADD45 alpha-like
Exons: 4
Coding region: 146-586 (146 amino acids)
Biological process (GO): regulation of cell cycle
Cellular component (GO): nucleus; cytoplasm
Source: RefSeq, a predicted model, not a curated record